UCCGCGAUUGAGAUUAUACGCUGUCACCUUCUCCUGGAAGAUUUACUAGGUACUUACGGCCAUCUUAAGUUUCAUACCAAAAGUAAAACAAAGUGUGUAUGGUGACACCUAAUCGAUAAAAAAGCAUACAAGGUCAGAUUUUCUUCAUAAAUGCAGUGAUUUUUAUGUAUAUAUCAAAGCGUGAUCGUAGAAACUGACGACUAGACUCCGCCUGCAUUACACAUUACUAAUGGAGGAUCUCGUUUGUGUUGGCUGGCGAUGACGGGAACCAGGGAUUCCGACUGUACUUAUCGAGGCAAACCAUCGUGACAUAGUCUGCUGCUCGAUUUUCGCUCUUGGUGUCCAUGGAAGUUACCAAAAUCGACGGUAGAAUACGUUUUUGUGCUUUUGAGACCUAUGACGGCCUCCGUCGUCACUACAUCUGCGGUCACCACGAGUACUGCUGUGCCCUGGGAUGUUGUGUCUCCACAGCCUUCUCCUUCUAUCAGCUGUGGUAUUUCUG
This is a messenger RNA of Penaeus monodon (black tiger shrimp), 502 nucleotides long. Its product is annotated as vesicular, overexpressed in cancer, prosurvival protein 1-like. NCBI's taxonomy places the organism in Eukaryota, Metazoa, Arthropoda, Malacostraca, Decapoda, Penaeidae. Gene Ontology annotation, cellular component: cytoplasmic vesicle membrane. The record is from RefSeq and is a predicted model, not a curated record.